This is a messenger RNA of Enhydra lutris kenyoni (northern sea otter), 2222 nucleotides long. Its product is annotated as F11 receptor. The transcript is spliced from 10 exons. NCBI's taxonomy places the organism in Eukaryota, Metazoa, Chordata, Mammalia, Carnivora, Mustelidae. The record is from RefSeq and is a predicted model, not a curated record. Bases 82 to 978 code for a protein of 298 amino acids. Gene Ontology annotation, cellular component: bicellular tight junction. Gene Ontology annotation, biological process: regulation of membrane permeability; establishment of endothelial intestinal barrier; cell adhesion.
UUAGUCCCGGAGCGGCGGUGGCUGAAGCUGUGUCUCUGCGCGGGGCUCCUGCGGCCGCGUCGCGUCGGGACCCUGAUCGUCAUGGGGACAGAGACGAGAGCCGGGAGGAAGCAGCUGCUUCUCUUCACAUCGGUCAUCCUGUGCUCCCUGGCGCUGAGCAGGGGUGCGGUGUACACGUCGGAACCUGAAGUCUCCGUUGCUGAGAACAAACCCGCCAAGCUGCCCUGCUCCUACUCCGGCUUCUCCUCUCCCCGAGUGGAGUGGAAGUUUGCCCAAGGUGACAUCACCAGCCUCGUUUGCUAUAACAACAAGAUCACAGCUUCAUAUGAGGACCGAGUUACCUUCUCACAUAGUGGCAUCACUUUCCAUUCUGUGACCCGGAAAGACACGGGCAUGUAUACAUGUAUGGUCUCCGACGAAGGCGGAAACACCUAUGGGGAGGUCGCCGUCAAGCUCAUCGUGCUUGUGCCUCCAUCCAAGCCUACUGUCAGCAUCCCGUCCUCUGCCACCAUUGGGAGUCGGGCAGUGCUGACCUGCUCGGAGAAAGAUGGCUCUCCCCCUUCUCAGUUCUACUGGUACAAGGACGGGGUCCUGAUGCCCACAGAGCCCAAGAGCAACCGAGCCUUCAGCAACUCUUCCUAUAGCCUGGAUCACAGGACCGGGGAGCUGGUCUUCAACCCCGUUUCGGCCUCUGACACCGGCGAGUACAUGUGUCAGGCACAGAAUGGCUACGGGACCCCCAUGCGGUCAGACGCUGUGCGCAUGGAGGCCGCGGAGUUGAAUGUGGGGGGCAUCGUGGCAGCUGUCCUUGUGACGCUCAUUCUCCUUGGACUCCUGAUUUUGGGCAUCUGGUUCGCCUAUAGACAAGGCUACUUUGACAGAACAAAGAAAGGGACCUCGAGUAAGAAGGCGAUUUACAGCCAGCCCAGUGCCCGCAGCGAAGGGGAGUUCAGGCAGACUUCGUCAUUCCUGGUGUGACCCUGGUCCGGCUCAUCUCCUGUCCUUUGUGCUUGCCUUACGCUGGUGCUACCAGACUCUGGCCCAUGAUGUCUGUACUUUCACAGAAUGCCUUAUGUGUCUUCUAGCCCCACAAGGGUCCCCACUUUUAUCUUAGUUAGGAUGUGUUUUUUUUUUUUUUUUUAAUAAUGUCGGCUGUGCCCCCCUUCCUCCUGCCCCCUCCUCUCUGUUCCCACCACUGCUGAGUGGCCUGGGACUUGUUUAAAGCUUUCGUUCCCCAUCCCUAUGAGGGAUCAGGCAGGAGUCCUGAUUGAUGCUCGUUGACCUCCCUCCAAGUAGGCGACAACAGUGGCAGGCACUCUCUACCCACCCACCCCAACCCCCGUGUCAGGGCCCAUGAGUAGUGACCUUGAGCUUAUCCCGCAGCCCUUUCCUCAUGCUGAGGAGGUAUCUGCAGUUCCAGGGUGGAAACUGGAGACGGAGCAGCUGACAGGUUGUUUGGGGACCGCACCCAGUCUCUCCUGCCUCUGCAGCCCCCUUUGUUCUGUCUUCCCACGGGAAGUGCCACUGGGAUCCUCUUGCACUGUCCUUGACACAAGCAGACCGGCACCAGCUGUGUCUUCGCGAAAAAAACAGGAGCUUUGGUUCUGUGUGGAGAGCACAGCGAGCUUCCAGGGGACACGGAGCAGAAGCGCUUUAAAACCACCGAGAGAAGAGGAAGCUGGAGCUGGAAGCUCAGACUCUCACUGUUGGCUGCGGCAGCUGCGCGGACGCUGUUGAGAGGCGUCUGCAGGGCGGUGGGAAUGUGUGCAGUAGCUCAUAGCCCUCUGCUGAGCGUGCGUGUGUGCCUGUGUGCGUGGUCUCAGUUGCUGAAAUCCAGUGUGUGCCGGAGGGCUUCUUAGCUCUUCCGUGAGAUUUUGUUGGUGUAUGUUUGGAUGUUGCUGGAAAUAAAACCUUGGUUUAUCAAAGCUUCUUGCUGUGGGAAGUGGGGAAAUGAGGUUCCUGGGCUCCAUUGUACAAACAGGAAGCUGCCCGAAGCUCCAUUUCCCUGCAACCUGGCUUGGUCCUGGCUCCCUGUCCCACCCCUUCCUGGUUCCUGUCUCAAGGUGGAGCCUCUGAGCGUCCGACCCUCAGUCUAGAGCCCUCUUGUGGCAGCGCGAGAGCCUUCUGCUGGAGGAGUGCCCCGGGGAAGCCGAGCCUGUGCUCCGGGCUUCUGCUGGGUCUCGUCCACUGGGUGGGAGGAGAAUGUGCCCACCCUCCCCCCC